Messenger RNA from Paramisgurnus dabryanus, 1677 nucleotides. The record is from RefSeq and is a predicted model, not a curated record. NCBI's taxonomy places the organism in Eukaryota, Metazoa, Chordata, Actinopteri, Cypriniformes, Cobitidae.
UUCAUUCUUCAUUCAACUCCUGUUCUCCAUCAUCUCUGUUUCAGUUUUUUCCUUCUUGUUGAUCUAAGAUGUCUUCUUUGUUGAGGAAAGAGAUGGCCAGAGUCUUGUUCCGGCCGAAGGGACAGAAACUGGAGGAGUUUAUAGAAAUAGAGGAGCAGCAACAGGGGCGACACUUCCUCUGUGUUUCCACUAAAGAUAAACAAGUCCAGAUCUCAGUGGUGGUGUGUCAGGCUGUUAAGCGUUCACAGACCAAGAAACUGCAGCAGUAUGGGUUGGAGGACAGUUAUGAGCGAGUAGAGAUCUGGGACCUGGAAGACCUGCUGGUUCUGGAUGGCAGGGACCCUGAUAUAGAUGAUCCCUGUUUCCUGAUGUAUUUUGACAAAGUACGAUUCGUCAAAGCCAUCAGCUGUGCUGCCAAAUACUCAUUGGCUCGCUGUCUGCUUUCCCUAAGCAGGAAGUAUCGGCAUUCAGCACUAAAACUGCGGAACUUUGACUGGACGUACAUCCGCCCCACUGCUAUGUAUUCAGAUCGUGGUGACUGUAUGGUUCUCACGCAAGUUUGUUUCUAUGCCUUUAAUCUGGUGUGUCUCUCUCUGUGCCCUAUGCCUCUGGCAUAGAGAAUAUGUGAGAAUCUUGUCUAAGUCUUGUGUUAUGAGAGAUGUUAUAAUUACUCUUCCUAAAAGAAAUUGAAGAGAAAACCUAAUAGCAAAUCAUUCUUGUUCCUAAAAUUGUCCCAAAGAAUUAAAUCAUUGAUGAAGUAUGUUAAUCCAAUGAAGAACAAGUGAGUGUGGAAUAGGUAUUAUACUUUUUUGUAGUCUACACAAUUUUUUUCUUUUAUUAAUGCUGAGAGUAUUUUUAAACUUAAUCUUUCAAUGCAAGACAAUAAUGAAUAUAAUAAUUGACAUGUGUACCAGGAACACCAGUUCCACAUUACAAUAAGCUCAUUUAUAUUCCUUAUUCCUUAACUCUUUAAUUAUUUCAUUAUUUAUGAUCUUAUAUUGAUUGAAAGACUACAUGGUACAUUUAGAAACUCAUUUGUCACACCACAGUACCAUUUAAAUUAAUUAGUGCAGGCAAAUAGAUGAUUAAAAAUGGAUGAUGUUUAGAAAACAUGUUUCCAUUUUCCUCUUAUUUCCAAUAUUGGGAAGUUACAAAUAAUGAGAAUGUGCAAAAACCAUAUUUUGUUCUUUGAGCUCUUAGACCAUGCUUUGAGCACUUAGCACUAUCUGUAACAUAACUCCAGAAUGUGGGUAAAAUUUAAUUUGUGCUUCUGUAAAUUCAGCACAAAAGGGUGUCUUAUUCACUCAAGAACACUGUGACUUGAAUUUUAUUCAUGACAAUUUACAUGUAUUUUAUUAUUAGUGUUGUAAAUGGGAUUAGAGUCAAUGUAUAAAAUUAUAUAUAUGUCCAAUUGUAUGUUGUUUAUGUAUGUGAUUGUGAAUGUGAUAAACCUGGCUUAAGAAUUUUAGGGCUACUUAUUCGCACGUGUUUUAGCUUAUGAAUCUUGUUGUGUUAAUAAUUUCAGCUUUGCCCAUAUCAAUAAGUGAUACUGUGACAUAAACUUUCAAUAUUACUGUAAAUGUGAGCAAGCUUAGUGAAACAUUUGGAAACUACAUCUCAACGUGCCUAUCAUCCUUUUUCACAUUUCUAUUGUAAUGUUUCACAAGUUGGUGAGAA